AUGAGGACCAGCGUAUUGCGCCAGGCCGGCCUCUGCCGUGCUGCCCUCGCUGCCCGCCAUCUUCAGAUCUCCUCCAAGCCCUCGGCCGCCCUCUUGAGCCAGGUCACCCGCGCCAUCGCUGUCCAGUCCCUUCCCUCGGCCUUUCUUCCCCGCUUCUACUCGGCCGAGGCCACUGCGCAAAGCAACACUGCUGCCUCCAAUGGCCUCGUUACCCGCUUUGCCGACCUCGCCGCUUUGGGUGUUCAUGAGAACGUUGUCCGCGCCAUCACUCAUGGCAUGGGCUACGAGAACAUGACCGAAGUCCAGUCUAUGACCAUCAGCCCCGCUCUCAAGGGCAAGGACAUUGUUGCUCAGGCCAAGACCGGAACUGGUAAGACACUUGGUUUCCUCGUCCCUGUGAUCCAGAAGAUCAUCACCCAAGAUCCCGACCUCGCCCACAGGUUUGGUGGCAAGAGAGCUCGUUCUGAUGACAUUCGCGCCAUCAUCAUCUCGCCAACCCGCGAGCUUGCGGAGCAGAUCGGAGAGGAGGCUCGUAAGUUGGUCAAGGGAACCGGUAUUAUCGUCCAGACUGCCGUUGGUGGUACCCAGAAGAACGCUAUGCUGUACAAGACCCGUCAGCAGGGCUGCCAUAUCCUUGUCGGCACCCCCGGUCGCCUGAACGAUCUGCUUUCCGACAGCCACAGCGGCAUCGACGCCCCCAGACUCUCGACCCUUGUUCUCGACGAGGCCGAUAGAAUGCUCGAAGUUGGCUUCAAUGAGGAGCUUCGCCAGAUCAUCAACUACCUUCCCGAUCGCAAGGUUCUUCCCCGCCAGACUCUGCUUUACUCUGCCACCAUUCCCAAGGAUGUUGUUGGUCUCGCCAGAAGCUACAUCGACAAGAACAACUUCGAAUUCGUCCAGACCGUCAAGGCCGAUGAGGUUCUGACCCACGACCGUAUCCCUCAGUACAUUGUUCCCUGCAAGGGUUUCGAGAACAUUUACCCGGCCAUGCUGGAGCUCAUAGAGAAGGCACUCCACGAGUCCAAGACCAACCCCGAGGCUCUUCCUUUCAAGGCCAUCGUCUUCUUGCCUACUACCGCUGAGGUUAUCAUGGCCAAUGCGAUCUUCAAGCGCCUUCAGUGGAAGUUCAAGCACAUUCCCAAGACUUGGGACAUUCACUCCAAGCUCACUCAGAACGCCAGAACUCGUGCCGCCGACGAGUUCAAGAACGCGCGUACCGGUAUUCUCUUUUCUUCGGACGUUACCGCCAGAGGCAUGGAUUUCCCCAAUGUUUCCCACGUCAUCCAGACCCACAUUCCCCCCAACAGGGAGCAGUACAUUCACCGUCUCGGACGUACCGGCAGAGCCAACAAGCCUGGCCAGGGCUGGCUUAUCGUUCCCGACAUCGAGCUCCACGCGGCGAGAAGCAGACUUCCCGGUCUCCCCAUCAAGCGUAAUGACGAGCUCGAGUGCGCUUCCGUCAACGCCGCUGAUUCCGGUGCUGACAAGCACGCCAACUUCCAGCACAUCCUUGACGCGGCGUCCAGACUCCCAGAGGACCUCUUCAAGGACUGCUACUCGUCCUACCUCGGUGGCGCUCUCCAGGGCAUUGAUCGCCAAGCCUUGGUCUAUGCUCUCAACGACCUCGCCAAGUUUGGUUGGGGCUUGUCGGAGCCCCCUGCCGUCCGCCAGAGCAUCCUGAAGCACAUGGGCCGUGUUCAAGGUCUGAGAGUCGAAACCAGAGAACAUUCUAUGCGCCCCAUGGGUAGCGGACCUGGCCACCGCCGUGAUUUCAACUCGCGCGGCCCCCGUCGCCAGUCCGAUGAUCCCUUCGAGAAUGUCCUUCACAGGGCUCAGGAUCUCGAUCGCCGUCCCACCCGUCGCCAGCAGGCCAGCUUCUAAACUAAGAGCUGGGUCAAACUGUGCAUUGGCGACGAAUGGGUUGUUUGGUUUUUCCCGCUGAAAGAAGAUGCUUGCGGGGUUUUGUCUGCUGAGCGAGACAGACACCUUCUCAAAAACCGUGGUAUCGGGUCCCCCAUGUAUUUUCUUUCCGUACUGUUCGACAUUGAUACCAUCUGUACUAUAGCAUAAUUAUCACGGGAAAAGCAAGGCCGGAGUUUCUUUUUGUUUCCAUACAUUGGGGUGGCUUGUUGUCUAUGGAAAUGUUAUUAUAGACAGCGAGGGUAACACACAAAAGAGGGGUAGUACAGUCUUUUUUAGUUCCGUGGUCACAAGAGAGAAGAAUUUUUGUUCAAGAAAUGGGAUUGGGACUGGGGCACACCUAGACACAUUCGGGACUGGAGCUGGGGGGCUGGGGGCGUACUUCUGUUUUUGAUUUGUAUAAGGAAAAGAAUUGGGGCCAUCUCGACUUUAGAAGAUAUUCGUUCACUGUUUUUGAAAAUUCCAUCAUGACACAUUCACU
Neurospora tetrasperma FGSC 2508 is the source of this 2401-nucleotide messenger RNA. RefSeq lists its product as uncharacterized. The coding region runs from base 1 to 1881 and encodes 626 amino acids. The transcript has 2 exons. Gene Ontology annotation, cellular component: mitochondrion. The record is from RefSeq and is a predicted model, not a curated record. Gene Ontology annotation, molecular function: ATP binding; nucleic acid binding. Lineage: Eukaryota; Fungi; Ascomycota; Sordariomycetes; Sordariales; Sordariaceae.